Messenger RNA from Phaeodactylum tricornutum CCAP 1055/1, 693 nucleotides. RefSeq lists its product with no specific name. The record is from RefSeq and is a predicted model, not a curated record. Bases 1 to 693 code for a protein of 230 amino acids. NCBI's taxonomy places the organism in Eukaryota, Bacillariophyta, Bacillariophyceae, Surirellales, Neidiaceae. The transcript is spliced from 2 exons.
AUGCCUCUCACAAUCUUUGUGCUGCCGUAUGUUCGUGAUAGCCGCGGGCAAAGUCCGCGUCCGUCUAUUUGCAGAUAUGUCGGUGAUGCUCGAGGGGAUUAUUACGGCGAAAGCGCCGGCUCCUUUAUGGUCAAGGAGUUCGACUCGUAUGACCAGCUGCAGGAAGUCGUUAAGUUGGCUGCGAUGCCGUUGCCAGAACGCCCCGACGGUAUUGUUUGUGUGGCAAAAAUCACAUCGGCGAAGUACGAGGAUUGUCGAGCGACCGAGGCAGAAUACGAGCGCAUGGCUCGAAAGAAUCCUUCUACGAUAUUCAUGAGAUGUUUUGCCGAGUACGAAAACGCUGAUUUAUUGAUCUCGCAAGCGAAUAUUAAUGUGUGGCCUACCUUUGAUCUGUUCUAUCAAGGAAAUCGUGUGGCGCGUAUUGAAGGUAGUAAUCACGUAGAAGUGGAAGAACUGUUGGAACGUUACCAGUUUCAGAAUUCCAAGUUGGAUCUGUUUAGCGAAGUCUCUCCAGAACCUUGGGGCGACGGUAAAGUCCGUGACGCAACCAGAACGCCCCGAACAACCAACAGAUUUGUACCCGGGUAUGACUGGGGUUCAGAUCGAGGAUUCUUUGACGAUGCGGCCGAUAAAGCACAAUCAGAUUUUGAGGAUACCUUCGGCAAUUGGCUGCCAAAUACCGACGACAAGUAA